AUGGAACUUUUGAUAUCAGUGGAUGUCAUCCGUCAGUGUGAUUUACUGCACUUUAUCUGUUUACAGGUUGCCAUCAAGUACAUUUCUAAAGGCAGGACGCCUGAGACGCUGAAAGUUGAAGGCCAUGGUCGGCUGCUGCUGGAGGUGGCAUUGAUGACCCUGGUCAGUUCAGCUCCUGCCUGCCCCAAUGUCCUGCAGUUGCUGGAGUGGUUUGACCAUCGCAGACGCUUCACCAUGAUCCUGGAGCGUCCAGUUCCUUGCCAAGAUCUCCAAAGUUUCUGUGAGGAGAAUGGACAUCUAGAUGAGAGUCUGGCUAAGAAAGUCCUGCUGCAGGUGAUUAGCGCUCUGAAACACUGCAAGAGCCGCGGAGUCCUGCACCGGAACAUCAAACCAGAGAACCUGCUGAUCUCCACGGAGUCGCAUGACAUCAAGCUGCUGGACUUCGGCUGUGGAGAUCUGCUGAAAGACUCGGCCUACAAAUACUUUGCAGGUUGGUUUGAUCUCACUACAGUGAUCUGUUUGUCAACUUUUGAUGAUUGUCUUGAUGAAAGUCCCGUUCGCAGCUCUUGUCACACCAUUCUCCCAACCCCCUCCCCUACCCAUGUCCCACAGCACCGCCGUCCAGUUCUAGCGCAAAGGCUGAAUCACGGCAUCACCAUCCAGGCGUCAGCCACCUUUUCCAGCGUCUUCCUAUGCAUGAGACCUCUACUCCGCCCCAGCCACAGGGAAACGGAUCAUAGCAGGACUCCGCCAGGCGCCAGCUCCAGCGUCAUCAUCCCGUGCCGAUCAACAAAAGUGGAUCUCCUCGAUCUCUAUGCUUCUCUCCAAGCAGGGGAACUUCCAAACUCCACUCCUGCCUCCAGGCCCCCGGGCACGGGCCGUAGCGUUCCCUACUCACGGUCCAAGUGA
This is a messenger RNA of Labeo rohita (rohu), 909 nucleotides long. RefSeq lists its product as uncharacterized. NCBI's taxonomy places the organism in Eukaryota, Metazoa, Chordata, Actinopteri, Cypriniformes, Cyprinidae. The record is from RefSeq and is a predicted model, not a curated record. Bases 1 to 909 code for a protein of 302 amino acids. Gene Ontology annotation, biological process: regulation of mitotic cell cycle; negative regulation of apoptotic process; protein autophosphorylation. The transcript is spliced from 4 exons. Gene Ontology annotation, molecular function: ATP binding; protein serine/threonine kinase activity. Gene Ontology annotation, cellular component: cytoplasm.